Octopus bimaculoides (California two-spot octopus) is the source of this 6656-nucleotide messenger RNA. Its product is annotated as protein unc-50 homolog. NCBI's taxonomy places the organism in Eukaryota, Metazoa, Mollusca, Cephalopoda, Octopoda, Octopodidae. The record is from RefSeq and is a predicted model, not a curated record.
UUUUCGGCUGCCAAGUACUUCCGGCAAUAUGGCUGUCGUGUGAAACGUCACCUCGUAGAAAAAACAAUUCGAUAUCAUUGAUCUUGUUUAUUUAAUGUAAACUGAUUAUGCAGCCGUUUGGUAAAGUUCCACUCUCUCCUACACCUUCACCCAAACCUCAACAAUCGCCAUUCGAUGGUUUUAGACGGUCAACUUCUUUAGAAAGUAAUUCGUCAACAAUCAGCCAAGAAAAUGGUUUGGCCAGACUGACUGCGGCUGCCAAACGGAAGAAAUAUUUUCGGAGAUUGUUUAAGUUCCGUCAGAUGGACUUCGAAUAUGCUUUCUGGCAGAUGAUUUACCUGUUUGUGUCUCCUCAAAAAGUUUACAGGAACUUCCAGUAUCGUAAACACACCAAAGAUCAGUGGGCCCGCGACGAUCCUGCUUUUCUUGUUUUGCUGAGUUUCUGGUUACUGGUGUCUUCUAUUGGAUUUGCUUUUGUUUUGAAACUACAUUUCGUUGGAUUUCUAAAAUUUAUUGUGUGGGUAAUUUUUAUUGACUGCAUCGGUGUCGGUAUAUUGAUCGCGUCUUUGUUAUGGUUCAUUACAAACCGAUACCUUAUCAUUGCACCACCCCGCGGUCAAGAUGUCGAAUGGGGAUACGCGUUCGACGUACACCUGAACGCCUUUUUCCCUUUACUGAUGAUAUUACAUCUCUUCCAGCUAGCCUUCUUAAAUUCUGUGAUAAACUAUGACUUGUUCCUGUCCAGACUGUUUGGUAAUACACUUUGGCUUGUUGCUAUCGGAUACUACGUCUACAUAACUUUCCUCGGUUAUAGUGCGUUGCCAUUUCUCAAGAAUACCCGCUCCCUGCUGUAUCCAAUGACGUUGCUAGUGUUUAUAUACUUCCUGUCUCUCAUUGUUGGUUGGAACUUCAGUCAUGGUCUCUGCUAUUUCUACAAAUAUAGGGUGCUCUGAAGAAAUACUAGCAUUCAUCCAUUCUUUCACGUCUCUCUCUCUCUCUCUCUCUCUCUCUCUCUCCAGCACUUGUUUCCUUUAAAACUGCCAAACAAUUCUGAAAACUCUGGCGUUUUCUCUUCUAUCGGAAGUGAGAAAGCGAAUUUAACGAAAACAACUCAUGUUAAAGUAAGAAUUCUUAUCAAAACAUCACUGAGUAUGUAAAAAAUAAUAGACACAAACAAACAAACAAACAAACAAAAACUCCCAUCUCCAUAAUUUACUAAACUUUCCUUGAUUUGAUUUUUAUCCUUUCCUGUUUUAUCUACAUUUCUUUCCUAUUUCUUCCUUUUCAUUUUCCUCCGUUCUUUUUUAUUUCCUUCCAAACUUCAUCUCUGUUGGAUUACCAAACUUAGUGUAACAUCCCUUCCCCCCCCCCCCGAUCUACUUUUCUACUUUCACCCCUUUCUCUUCUAUCUCACCUGCUUCUAAGAUAAUUCUUCAAUUUAAUUUAAACCGCAAGAAUGAAGUGACUAAACCCAUUCCAGUUUUCAUAGUUUCAUCACUGAAACUAACAUAUAUAUAUGAAGGGGGUGCUGUAAAGUUCCUCGCUUUAAAGGCAUCACAAAAGGCCUGGUUGGAGGCACAACCUUUCUAGUUCUUUUUACAAGGCUUAGAAAAACUGAAGGACCACUGUAAUAAGUCUGUGAAUCUAAGAGGGGAAUAUGUUAAAUAAAAUCAUAAUUAACUGAUCCUCCUGUACUUUCUUGUACUCAAAGCCAGUAACUUUUCAGCAUCUCUCAUCAUAUAUAUAUAUGAUCUGGGGGUCCAAGUGUAGAGAGUUUGUAAGCUUCAAGCAGUAAGUGGCUGAUAUCAAGAACAGAAUGUGGACAGUAUAUGAUUAGAUACAAUAACAAUUUAUUGGCAUUGAGAGUUGUACACUUUUUUUCUCUAUUGAAAACUGGCUGACUUAGAAAUUCUGUGUAAGAAUGUAAUCUUCAUUUAGGUAAACACAGCCUGAUGAUUACCUAUAUUGUGUAGAAUUUACUGCAUAACAAUUGUAUUGUGAGCUUCAGCUAGUUAAGAAACAUAUGUAACAUGCAUUUUACAUGCUCUACUCCUAUUUGGAUAUGUGUGUGUGUGUGUGUAUUUGUUCAUACAUAGUCAUACAAUAUAGUAUAUAUUGUAUGGUAAGUAUGAGAAGCUGCAUCUGGCCAGCUUCAGUGUAAAACGGAGAAUAUUUGGGUUGGAUAUGACUGGUUUAAAUGCUAAAGGGUUAAAAAAUGAAUUAAAAAAAAAAAACUGAAGCAAUUUUAUAUUUUUGUUAUUGUAGAACUAGGGUUCUCAACCAUUUUUUUUUUUUUUAAAUUUAUGGACCCCUUUGAUAACUAUUUUAUUCAGGUGGACCCCAAUAGCCAUUCGAUAUUUAAACCGGCCACAUCUGGACCAAAUAUUCUGUUUUAUGUUCAAAACUGAUCAGACCCAGCCUCUCAUACCUACCCUACAAUGUUAGUCUAAAAAUAAACAAUUGCAUCAUCAAAAUCUCAAGGCUACAAGAUAUUGCAGAAUAAUUUCAAAAGAAUGUGAAUAAAUAAGUGUUAUGUUUGAUAGAAUAAGCUAAAUGCUAAAGGGUUAAUAACUAGUUUUAUAGACAUUUCUAUCAGAAUUCCUAUUUUGUUUUUCACACAUUAACUUGUAUAGGUUGAACUAUGUAAACUGUUAGAGAAAGAAACCUAGUUGUUUCUUGCAAUACACAACAAUACAUAAAUUUAAAGCAAAAUGUUUCCAGCAGCCCUUAAAAUACUAUUGUGGACUCCCAAUUUACUAUUUUGCUAUGUGGACCCCCCAAAAUCUUAUAUGGUCCCUAGUUGAGAACCACUGUUACAGAAGAAAGAAAUAGAAACAUUUUUAUGAUAUGGGGAUAGUCCAUUCUGUAAGUGGCUAUGUUAGGAAGAGUGUCCAGCCAUAAAACCCUGCCAGAACAGACAGUGACGCCUGGUGCAGUCUUCUGCCUAGCCGACCCCUGUCAAACCGUCCAAUCCAUGGUAGUAUGGAAAAACAGACGUUAAAUGAUGAGGUGGGAUAUUUGAUUAAUGGCAAAUGACACCUUCAACAUUCCACAGAAGUCACUUCCAGAGAUGAGUUUCUGAAAAGGUCCUUAAUAUUGCAAGCUUGCUUUUAUAUAUAUUUCUUAAUGGGCAAAAAAUUGACAAGAAUCAAUGGUGCACUGGAAAAAAUGAUACAUGCUAUUUGUUUCGGCUCUUGUCUUCUACAAUGACUUUGCCUUUCAUCCUUUCAGGGUCGAUAACAUAAAGUACCCGUCAAUGAUAACAACUAACCCUAUUCCCCUCAACAUUGCUGGCCUUGUGCUUAAAUUACAAGCAAUUAUUAUUAUUUUUUUUGUUUUUGCUUUUAUUUUUGUACUUAUCAGAAUAUUUCAAGAAUUUAUUAUCAAUUUCUAACAUUUUUUGUACAAAUGAAUAUAAUGAAGACAUUAUUAUUGCUUAGAGUAGAUCACCCAUGUCUUUCUUCUGCAUUCAAAACCAUUCAAGGGUUAACUUUGCCCUUUAACCUAUCCUGGCACAGUAAUAAACAGGGUGGGAGUGGAGAAAGGACAAACCAUACAACUAUGCCCCAUUCAUCUUAUAAACUUGGUUUUGUAAGAUAAGUGGUGCAGUGUUUCAUUAUCUCCAAUGUCUGCUGAUGUUAACUUUGUCUUUCAUCCUUUUGGUGGUUUGAUAAAAUAAAUACCAGCCAAGUACUGGCAUCGAUGUAACUCCCACCCACAAAAUUUCAGGUCUUGUGCCUGUAACCUUUUAGCAUUUAAACCAGUCAAUAUCCAGCCAAAAUAUUCCACCCAUUUUAUGUUCAAACUGGCCAGAUCCGGCCUCUCACACCUACCUUACAAUGUCAUUCUAAAAAUGAACAAUCACAUCAUUGAAAUAAUCAAAGCUACAAGAUAAUGCAUUAUUUAUUCAAAAUAAUGGGAAUAAAUAAGUAUUACAUUUAACAAAGAAAUCCAAAUGUCAAAGGGUUAACUGUCCACUGUCCAGUCUGCAGGUUCCACUAAUGAUGGUGAUCAUGGUAGAGACAGAAAACGGUAGAUUUGGUUGUUUCCCUUCAAAAGUCUUCAGUUGUAGUAGUUUAGUAAAAAGUCGUUAUUUCUUUCAGACUGUAGCCAACACCAUUUGGUUGCUAUUUUCAGCAGGUCGACUAUAGAUAAGCUCAUGGAAAUUUAAAAUCAUGAUUUAAAGUUGUUGUUGUGCUUCUUUAGUCGCAACUCAACCCAGAACAAAUUCAUUUAUGAUGAAAAGCAUUGUAACUCUGACCAUUGUAUUUUUCUUCUCCCCCCCCCCCCACACUCCUCAGACAUAGUCUAUCUUGGCUUCCACUACCAAGUAUGUUAUAUUUCUUUUUUAAGAUAACAGAAUAUAUUUUAAUGGAGACCUGGCUGCUAUCAUCAUCAUCAUCAUCAUUGUUUAACGUCCGGUUUCCAUGCUAGCAUGGGUUGGACGAUUUGACUGAGGACUGGUGAAACCGGAUGGCAACACCAGGCUCCAAUCUAAAUUUGGCAGAGUUUCUACAGCUGGAUACCCUUCCUAACGCCAACCACUCAGAGAGUGUAGUAGGUGCUUUUAUUUAACUCUUAAUAGCAACCUACUUGAGACUAUCCCUAGUUCUAUGACACAAACUCCCUCGUUUAAAGUGAUCUAAAUUAAAACCUUUCAUCAAAGUUUACUAAAGUCAUUAUUUUCAAAAUUAAUUAAGACAAAAUUAUUGUAUUUCUAGACAGAUAUGGUAGCAAAAAAAAAAAAAUUCAGACACCAGGUUAACAAUGAUAAAGUUAUUUCACGAAAUUUUUUGUUAUUUUCAAAAUUAAUUAAGACCAGCAUUAAUUAAUGUGUUCUGCAACUCACCUGAGACUGGCCCUCAUUCUUUGGUAGUUUUUACUUGUUUCUAUCAUUAGACUGGCUGUGCUGGGGCACACCACCUUGAAGAAUUUUUUAUUGACUGUAUCAACCCCAGUACUUAUUUUUAUAAAUCAUGACAUUUAACCUACCAGUCUCUUUUGCCAAACUGCUAAGUUAUAAGGAUAUAAACACACCAGCACUAGUUGUCAAGCAGUGAUGGUGGAAGACAAACACAGACACAAAUAUAUAUAUACACACAUAUAUAUAUAUGAAGGCAGCGAGCUGGCAGAAGCGUUAGCACGCCGGGCAAAAUGCUUAGCGGUAUUUCAUCUGCCACUACGUUCUGAGUUCAAAUUCCACCGAGGUCGACUUUGCCUUUCAUCUUUUUGGGGUCGAUUAAAUUAAGUACCAGUUACGCACUGGGGUCGAUAUAAUUGACUUAAUCCGUUUGUCUGUCCUUGUUUGUCCCUUCUGUGUGUAGCCCCUUGUGGGUAGUAAAGAAAUAACACACAUAUAUAUGAAGGGCUUUGGUCGGCCCGAGUCUAUAGUAGAAGACAUCUUGCCAAGGUGCCACUGUGGGACUGAACCAUGUAGUUGGAAAGCAAGCUUCUUACCACACAGCCACGCCUACAAACUUCCUGUUUAAAAGUGAUCUAAAUUUAAAACUUCCCAUCAAAAUUUCACAUUAAUCUAUGUUUCAAACAUGAGGUCAACAUUGUUCUUCAUCAUUUGAAAAUUGAGACAAAAGCAGUACAUUUCAUUGCAACAGAAUUUUGGUAACUAAAGGACUAAAAGGCUGAUUCAAAGACAUAAAAUGUCCUUCAUUGUCAUGUGUGAUUUCAGGUUUUGAACUAUUCUCAACUUGGUUGUACUGUUAUUAACUUCAGAGAAAGGACCAAUAUCACAAUGUACCAUUCCUCUCUAAAUAUGUUUUGAUUUAAUCCUCAUAUAACAAACAACUCUGUGGAGGCGCAAUGGUCCAGUGGUUAGGGCAGCAGACUCGCGGUCAUAGGAUCGCGGUUUCGAUUCCCAGACCGGGCGUUGUGAGUGUUUAUUGAGCGAAAACACCUAAAGCUCCACGAGGCUCCGGCAGGGGAUGGUGGCAAACCCUGCUGUACUCUUUCAGCACAACUUUCUCUCACUCUUACUUCCUGUUUCUGUUGUGCCUGUAAUUCAAAGGGUCAGCCAUGUCACACUGUGUCACGCUGAAUAUCCCCGAGAACUACGUUAAGGGUACACGUGUCUGUGGAGUGCUCAGCCACUUGCACGUUAAUUUCACAAGCAGGCUGUUCCGUUGAUCGGAUCAACUGGAACCCUCGACGUCGUAAGCGAUGGAGUGCCAACAACAACAACAACAAACAACUGUCCUCUUUCAAUCAACUUUCAAUAACAUUUGUACAUAUUGGGUGAAAUACAUCUUGAUGACAUGUAACAGAAAUCUACACCAUUUCAAGUAUUUCUUUGAGUGAAAUCUUCAUUAACAGUGUGCUAUUAUCAUCUUCAUAUUUCUUUAUACUGUCACCACAAAAACUGCUAAUCAACAGUUGCAGUCAGGGUUUGAACUGGCUGGUUAUAUCUGGCUACUGGGUGUUAGCCAGCAGCAUGGAACAGUAAGAUGUGCAUUAAAUUAUUGUUACCACUAAAAAGGUGUUCAAUAAUUUAUAAUUUCUUUUCUGAGUUUAUCAUUUGAACUUCAUUAUAAGGGGUUACUAAUUACAUAUUGUUUUAUAGUUGUAUAUAUACAAAGAAAAUGUAUGAAAAAAUUGUUAUGUAUAGUUUAUUGAAAUAUAUAAUAAAAUCAUAUAAAAUGGAA